This is a messenger RNA of Monoraphidium neglectum, 483 nucleotides long. RefSeq lists its product as hypothetical. NCBI's taxonomy places the organism in Eukaryota, Viridiplantae, Chlorophyta, Chlorophyceae, Sphaeropleales, Selenastraceae. The record is from RefSeq and is a predicted model, not a curated record. The annotation marks the transcript as partial. The transcript has a single exon.
AUGGCGACGACGGCGGCGCGGGCGGCGGCGGCGGGGCUGCAUCGGGCAGCGCGGCCGGCAGCUUCAGCCCGACGGCCAGCUGAGCUGGGGGGCGGCCUGCCGAGCUGGCGGCGCCGGCGCGCAGGCCGACCCUGCGGUGACUCAGGGCGCCGCGCCGCGGAGGGUGCGGUGCCUUCACGGGUGUCACCGCAGCGGUGGCUGCGGGCAGCCGGCACCCGCGGCACAUACAAGCCGGCGGAGGCACUGGGGGCUCAGCCACCAUUGACAGCGCAGCAGCAGCGGCGGCGGCAGCAGCGGCGGCGGCAGCAGCGGCGGCGGCAGCAGCGGCGGCGGCAGCAGCGGCAGCACCAGCAGCGGCGGCAGCGACGGCAGCCGCCCCAGCGCACCACCUGGGACCCGCAGUGGGCGCCGCCGGGCCUGCGUACCUCAGGGGCCGGGGCGGCGAUUGCGCAGCAGCGGCGGCCAUGGCUCGGCGGCCUCGGG